AACAGUAAGGAAAAAAAAAAAAAAACCGAAGAAGGGCAAAGCAUAUAACGUUAUCAUCCUCAACAUGAGCGUAGCUUUUCACUCUACUAAAACCGAAGAACCGCAAGCGACUCAAAACCCUAACCCAGAUCCGAAUGAUGAAUGUCAAGUAUUAGAUGUCUGGAUCCCGCGAAACCUAGAUCAAACCCAUAAAGAGAAAUACGUCAGUUCGGAAGAAGAGGAAGAAGAAGUUUGGGUUAUUGAGAAAUCAGGUAUGUCUUCUCUCUCUGAUCCGCAUGAUGUUGACCCACAAAAUCGCACGUCUCCCUCUGUCUAUUCGCGGCGAGUCAACACGCGAAGGAAGGGAGGAGUAGGGGGGAAAAAGAAGAAGCAGCAGGAGGCGUUGGAGAGGAAAAUCCAAGCGAAGAGUCAAGAACUUUUGGGUAAUCUAAAGAUCAUCCCUUUUAUACCCAACAAGAUUCUUGAUUUCUCCAAGCAAGAGAAUUUAAUUAAGCGGCUAGGGCUUUGGGAUUUCGCCCAUAUACAUUUUGAUCAAGAUGUUAGGUCGGAUUUGGUCGCCCAGUUGAUUGUGAGCUAUGAUUCUAAAUCUCGAUGCGGUUACGUUAACGGGAAGAGGAUUAAUGCGAGCAGGGCAGAUUUAGCUAGGGCUUUGAAGUUGCCCGUGAAGAAGGAAAAGGGUGCGACGACGGCAUCUUCAUCUGAACCUGUUGACUUGGAUUCUGAACUUCCUGGUGAUGAAACCGUUACAUUCUUUGAUGAUUUCAUAUCCAACUGGAUACUUUUGCACGACGAUACUUGGAUAAUGCCAAUUGAGGUUUUGAAUUGGACCAGGGUAAUCAAAGAAGGUAAUCUUGAGAAAUUUGAUUGGGCAGGAAUGAUUUGGUUUAUGGUAGAGAAGGAGCUAUCUGAAGGGGUUAAACUUGAGCAGUGUUAUUAUGCAUCUCAUCUGCAGCAUUUGAUAAAGUCACAGAAGGAAGAUAUUUUCUUCAGUGAAGUGGAGGGGGAUGAAGAGGAAGUUGAAGCCAAAGAAGAAGAAGAAGAAGAAGUUAAAGAGGAAGGAGAAGAAGUUAAAGAGGAAGUAAAAGAAGAAGAGAUUGAUGAAGUGAACAAGGACAACCAAGAGCAAGAGCCAGCUAAUGUUCUAUGGAUGGAGGAUCCAAAUGUUGAAUUGACCUUGGGACAUGAUAAUGUUGAAAGAGAAGAGAUUAAGAAUGAUGAGAUGGAAGAAGAUGAAAAGUUAGAGCAAGGAAGCUGGCUUUUAGAUAGCAAGAAUGCUAGGGAUGAGCAUUUCUUGCAGAAAUGUGAUACGGAAGUUGAUAGCGCCAUGGAUUGCUAUGUGGAGAUGAAAGAAGAAACCAAAGAAGAAUCUGAAGAAGAAGAGGAAACCAAAGAAGAAUCUGAAGAAGAAGAAGAAACCAAAGAAGAUUCUGAAGAAGAAGAACAAUAUGAGGAAGUCAAAGAAGAUUUUGAAGAGGAGGAAGAAGAAGAAGAGGGGAUAGAGACUGCUGUUGAUGAUGAUGAAGACGAUUACGAUGAUGGAAGAUUUAGCCUUCCGUCUAAAGAUGAUGAUAAUCUUGAGAGUCACGAAAAUCUACUUCAAGACUUGGAUACAACACAACUCCCUUUCAGUAGUGCACUCGGACAAUUUGACGAUCACUCAAAUAUGGAGAUUCUUGCACAUCCUAGUAGCAGCAGGAUGCAUCCCUUAUCAAUGGGACCCACCUCAGUUUUCGUUAAUAACAGAAAGAGGGAAAUCAGCCACGAGCUCGAUAUUGCCAAUGACGGAAGCAAUAAGAGAUUGAGGAAUGACGAUAAUAGCCAUUGGGCAGGUCAUCAUCAACAAACAUCAGGCGACUUUGGCAUGUGCUUGGACCAAUUGCAGCACUGGAUUGGUAAAGCUAGGAUAAUGUACUCGGAAAAAGAACAUGCCAGCGAACAAUCGAACAUGAACGAGCAAUAUCUAAUGAACGAGUUACAGAAUCGCGAACAAAUCAUUGAACACUUGCAGAGGACAAAGUCUGAAGAGCUUCAAAAGAAGGAGAACGAGAUAUAUAGGCUGGAGCGCGAAAUGUGUCUGAUGGGUAAUCUGUUAGAGGGUUAUCGCAAGGCUUUAAAAGAAACCCAUAAGUCAUUUACACUGUACAGGAAACGGAAUCAGCUUCCAGAAGAACAGAUUUAUAGAGAUGCUGGUCCUGGGGGUCUUGUCUUGAGCACAAUGGAGAUGGAGAAAAUACGCCUUAGAGAGGAGGAAGAGAAUAGGGUGAAGCGAGCAAUGAUUGAACACCAAUUUAACGAGAUUACACAAGUGGCUAUUAGUGAACUGGGAUUACAUUUUAAUCAGUUGCAGACAUUGGACAACCUGUUGGUGGGCAUUGAGAAUGAGGUGAAACUGCUAAAGGAUUUCUCUGCAAAAAACAAGGAAAGAGGAAUGGUGGAGGAGGAGGAACAAGUGCAUGAGAUGGAGGUAGAGCAUGGGCAAGGAGGGGAUGUUGUGGAAGAGAAAGAACAAGGGAAUGAGAUGGAGGUAGAGCAUGUGCUAGGAGGGGAUGUUGUGGAAGAGAAAGAACAAGGGCAUGAGAUGGAGGUAGAGCAUGGUCAAGCAGAUGUUGAAGAGAAAGAACAAGGGAAUUAUGAAGAAGAGAAAAAGAAAGAAGUGGAUGUUGAAGAAGAGAAAGAGAAAGAACAAGGGGAUGUUGAAGAAGAGAAAGAGAAACAACAAGGGGAUGAUGAAGAAGAGAAAGUGAAAGAGAAAGAACAAGGGGGGGAUGAUGAUGAUGAUGAAGAAGAAGAGAAAGAGAAAAAUGAAGAUCAAAAGCAAGACAAGAUGGAAGAAGAUGAAGAGAUAUGAUAUGGAAGAGUAGCCCAAUGCUCUUCUUUAUAUGUAAAUGCAAUUAUUUACUGUUACUACUGCUAUUGUUAAACCAAUUAUCUUACUUACAUUAACAACAUCAGUAGGUUUUUGUUAUUUAAAACUCUCUCAUUGAAUGUUUUUGUUUGCUUUUAACUUCAAGCAGUAAUC
This is a messenger RNA of Impatiens glandulifera, 3019 nucleotides long. RefSeq names its product glutamic acid-rich protein. The transcript has 2 exons. Lineage: Eukaryota; Viridiplantae; Streptophyta; Magnoliopsida; Ericales; Balsaminaceae. The record is from RefSeq and is a predicted model, not a curated record. Bases 65 to 2848 code for a protein of 927 amino acids.